This is a messenger RNA of Oncorhynchus nerka (sockeye salmon), 5045 nucleotides long. RefSeq names its product aquaporin-4-like. Lineage: Eukaryota; Metazoa; Chordata; Actinopteri; Salmoniformes; Salmonidae. Gene Ontology annotation, cellular component: basolateral plasma membrane; plasma membrane. Gene Ontology annotation, biological process: water transport; transmembrane transport. The transcript has 5 exons. Gene Ontology annotation, molecular function: water channel activity. Bases 65 to 1099 code for a protein of 344 amino acids. The record is from RefSeq and is a predicted model, not a curated record.
CACAACAUAGACCAACCUAUAAAGUCACACACACACACUACCGGGGUCGGCUGCAUCGCAAGGUAUGACAACUGAGAGCGGGACAGCAGAGCGCCUGAGGACGUGUUGGUCCCGGUGUGUGAUUCCUUUCUGUGCCGAACAGUGCCUACCCAUCUCUUUUCCUUCCUGGCCUGCGUGUUGCGCUAGUGACAGGAUCAUGGCUGCCUUCAAGGGGAUCUGGACGCAGGAGUUUUGGCGUUGCGUCGGGGCGGAGUUUCUGGCCAUGAUGAUCUUCGUGCUCCUCAGCCUGGGUUCCACCAUCAACUGGGCGGUUGAGGAGGAGCAUCCACCCCACCCUGACCUGGUCCUCAUCUCCCUUUGCUUCGGACUCAGUAUCGCCACCCUGGUCCAGUGCUUCGGACACAUCAGCGGUGCCCAUAUUAACCCUGCGGUGACCACUGCCAUGGUGGUGACCCGGAGACUCAGCCUGGCAAAGGCUGUGUUUUACCUGCUGGCCCAGUGUCUGGGGGCCGUGGUGGGGGCGGCUGUGCUCUACGGGGUUACUCCAGGCUCCGUCAGGGGCGAGUUGGGCGUCACAUCAGUGAACACCAGUAUCUCCGUGGGUCACGCUCUGGUGAUAGAAUUCUUCAUCACCUUUGAGCUCGUCUUCACCGUGUUCGCCACCUGUGACUCCAAACGCAGCGACCUGAAGGGCUCGGCUGCCCUGGCCAUUGGCGUCUCUGUCUGCAUUGGACACCUGUUUGCUAUCCCCUUCACUGGUGCCAGUAUGAACCCCGCUCGAUCAUUUGGACCUGCCAUGGUCACCUGGAGCUGGGAGAACCACUGGGUGUACUGGGUAGGCCCAGUGCUGGGCGGUGUGACAGCCGCAACUCUGUAUGAGUACUUGUUCUGUCCCGACCCUGAGCUGAAGAGACGUUAUACUGAGGUCCUUUCCAAGACUGGCUUCACCUCCACCAAAUAUCGAGAGGUCCAGAGCAGCUUAAGGGUAGACCGUGACCAACUGGCCAAAGAACACCCCUUCACCGUGAUGAAUGUGGAGAGAGCUGAACAGAAGGAGAGGGAGAGGGAGACGUCAGGGGAGGUGCUCUCCUCUGUAUGACUAGUGAGGUGCACUGGGAGAAAAGACCAGACCACUGUACAGUCCCUUAACCCAUACCCUCCCCUCAAAGAGACUGACCUCUUAUAGAGACUAAUCUCUGCUGGACUGACAUCUCUAAUGCUGACCGACCUAAAGACUUUCUCUUAUGACUGACUUGACCUCUUAUGGAGACUGACUUGCUAUGCAAACUGACAGUCAAAGACUGUAGACUGACUAUAGGCACAACGAUAGACUUGCCUUCUGUAGAGAUAUAGACAGACUUAACACAUACAGCAUACUUUAUAUGUAGACACUUGCAAUAUAGACACAAACACAGACCAACCCCUAGUGUACGUGUUCAAAUCUGCACCCUUUCAACUGGGUGCUCCUCUCUUUCUCUUCUUAUCCUUUAUGGCCUGAAUGAUCUAUAUGAUCUAUAUGAGAUGUUUCUUUAAUAGCUAAAAUAUAUACAAUACAAUUUAUGAGUUUAUAUGUAUGUAAAAGUGUUGCUUUCAUCACUCGCCUCACCCCAACCUGGGCUUGAACCAGGGACUCUCUGAACACAUUGAUGACAGUCACCUUAGAAACAUCACGAUCUACAGUUGAAGUCAGAACUUUACAUACACUUUGGAUGGAGCCAUUAGAACUCGUUUUUCAACCACUCCACUAAUUUCUUGUUAACAUACUAUAGUUUUGCCAAGUCGGUUAUGACAUCUACUUUGUGCAUGAUACAAGUAAUUUUUCCAACAAUUGUUUACAGUCAGAUUAUUUAACUUAUAAUUCACUGUAUCCCAAUUUCAGUGGGUCAGAAGUUUACAUACACUGAGUUGACUGUGCUUUUAAACAGCUUGGAAAAUUCCAGAAAAUGUUGUCAUGGCUUUAGAAGCCUCUGAUAGGCUAAUUGACAUAAUUUGAGUCAAUUGGAGGUGUACCUGUGGAUGUUAUUUCAAGGCCUACCUUCAAACUCAGUGCCUCUUUGCUUGACAUCAUGGGAAAAUCAAAAUAAAUUAGCCAAGACCUCAGAAAAAAUAUUUUAGACCUCUAGAAGACUGGUUCAUCAUUGGGAGCAAUUUCCAAAAGCCUGAAGGUACCACGUUCAUCUGUACAAGCAAUAGUAUGCAAGUAUAAACACCAUGGGACCACACAGCCGUCAUAUCGCUCAGGAACGAGACGCGUUCUGUCUCCUAGAGAUGAACGUAGUUUGGUGCAAAAACUCUCAAGACAUCAGUCAGGAAGUUAAAGCUUGGUCACAAAUGGGUCUUCCAAAUGGACAAUGACCCCAAGCAUACUUCUAAAGUUGUGGCAAAAUGGCCUAAGGACAAUAAAGUCAAGGUAUUGGAGUGGCCAUCACAAAGCCCUGACCUCACUCCUAUAGAUAAUUUGUGGGUAAAACUGAAAAAGCCUGUGUGAGUAAGGAGGCCUACUACAAGCCUUACUCAGUUACACCAGCUCUGCCAUGAGGAAUGGGACAAAAUUCACUCAACUUAUUGUGGGAAGCCUGUGGAAUGCUACCCGUAACGUUUGACCCAAGUUAAACAAUUUAAAGGUAAUGCUACCAAAUACUAAUUGAGUGUAUGUAAACUUCUUACCCACUGGGAAAGUGAUGAAAGAAAUAAACGCUGAAAUAAAUCAUUCUCUCUACUAUUAUUCUGACAUUUCACAUUCUUAAACACUUCUUAGGGCUGCAGUCCCGUUAACGGGAUCGAUAUGACAACAGCCAGUGAAAGUGCAGGGCGCCAAAUUCAAAACAACAGAAAUCUCAUAAUUAAAAUUCCUCAGACAUACGUGUACCUUAUACCGUUUUAAAGGUAGUCUUGUUGUUAAUCCCACCACAGUGUCCGAUUUCAAAUAGGCUUUACAUCGAAAUCACCACAAAUGAUUGUUAGGUCACCACCAACUUACAGAAAAAUUCUGACAUUUUUCCAGCCAAAGAGAGGAGUCACAAAAAGCACAAAUAGAGAUAAAAUGAAUCACUAACCUUUGAUGAUCUUCAUCAGAUGACACUCAUAGGACUUCAUGUUACAUAAUACAUGUAUGUUUUGUUUGAUAAAGUUCAUAUUGAUAUUUAAAAAAUCUCAGUAUACAUUGACGCGUUGCGUCCACUAGUUCCAAAAACAUCCGGUGAUAUUGCAGAGAGCCACAUCAUUUUACAGAAAUACUCAUUAUAAAUGUCGAUAAAUACAAUUUUUAGACAUGGAAAUAUAGAUAUACCUCUCCUUAAUGCAACCGCUAUGUCAGAUUUUUAAAAAACUUUACGGAAAAAGCAAACUAUGCAAUAAUCUGAGACGGCAAUCAAAAGAAAAAAAAUGUAUCCUCCAUGUUGGAGUCAACAGAAAUCAAAAAUAACACUAUAAAUAUCCCUUUACCUUUGAUGAUCUUCAUCAGAAUGCACUCUCAGGAAUCCUAGUUCCACAAUAAAUGUUUUUUUCGUUCGAUAAUGUCCAUUAUUUAUUUCCAAGUAGCUACUUUUGUUAGUGCGUUCGGUACACAAAUCCGAAUGCUCGUGCAGGUCCAGCCGGACAUCGGACAAAAACUUCAAAACGUUAUGUUACAGGUCGAAGAAACUUAUUAAACUAAGCAUAGAAUCAAUCUUCAGGAUGGUGUUAUCAUAAAUCUUCAAUAACGUUCCAACCGGAGAAUUCCAUUGUCUAUAGAAAUACCAUGGAAAGCAAGGUCGCUAUCAUGUGAAAUGCGCGUGACCAGGACCUGGCUCUCUGCCAGACCACUGACUCAAAGAGCUCUCAUCCUGCCCCACAAUACAGUAGAAGCCUAAUUCUAGUUUCUAGAGACGGUUGAUAUCUAGUGGAAGCCUUAGGAAGUGCAACAUAACCAAUAUCCCACUGUGUAUUCAAUAGGGCUGGGUUGAAAACCGACCAACCUCAGAUUUCCCACUUCCUGUUUGGAUUUCUUCCCAGGUUUUGCCUGCCAUUUUAUUUCUGUUAUACUCACAGACAUAAUUCAAACAGUUUUAGAUACUUCAGAGUGUUUUCUAUCCAAUACUAAUAAUAGCAUGCAUAUGUUAGCAACUAGGACUGAGGAGCAGGCAGUUUACUCUGGGGACCUCUGGGCACAUUUCAUCCAAGCUUCUCAAUACUGCCCCUGCAGCCAUAAGAAGUUCAUUAAAAUAAAGUGGUGAUCCUAACUGACCUAAAACAGGGAAUUUUUACUUGGAUUAAAUGUCAGGAAUUGUGAAAAACUGAGUUUAAAUGUAUUUGGCUAAGCUGUAUGUAAACUUCCGACUUUAACUGUAUCACUCCACAAAAGCCACAGUCCUUGCAGAGCAAGGGGAACAACUACUUCAAGGUCUCAGAGCAAGUGAUGUCAUCGAUUGAAAUGCCACUAGCGCGCACCACUAACUAGCUAGCCAAUUCACACUGCUUACAUGCGUGUAUAAGAUGUGGCAGGGAUAAACAAUGUUCAUGAAUAAAGAUUACUGGAGGUGGGUUGGACAGAUUUAUUCUACUUUUACUGUAUUCAUUUUUACUCUUUUACUGUCUCCCUUCCUUACGAUUUUUGCUUUUGUUAAUAUGUCCUCCCCUCCUAUCCCUCUCAUAUUUUGGGCUCGAUUCAAUCCGUGGCGCAAAGAGCUGCGCUACAGGGCAUAGGAAUUUAAAGGCAAUUUUCCCACGUUAGUGGAGACUGCAUAUCUGAGCUGGAUGGGAAAUUACCUUUAAAUUGCAAUCACGCUUCAGCGAUAUGAAAAAUUCAAGCCCUUUAAUCACAGACACACACACUUACAUACACUCACAGACUGAUCUUCCUUUGUUUAAGGUAAGUCCUAUAAUCUAUAGAGGGAUUGUAUAAAAAGCAGAUAAUGUAGCCUGUUUCAUGUUGUUUUUCUACUGUUAAUAUGUUGGACAUAUCUCUUGAAUUCAAUAUCAAUUGUCUCUCCACUGAGCUGUGCUGCAGUAUACUUAGGUACAUCAUAACUAAUAAAGUUAAACCGAUGGAUUGGUUGAUAAAUUGA